Messenger RNA from Microsporum canis CBS 113480, 261 nucleotides. RefSeq lists its product as uncharacterized. NCBI's taxonomy places the organism in Eukaryota, Fungi, Ascomycota, Eurotiomycetes, Onygenales, Arthrodermataceae. The transcript is spliced from 3 exons. The record is from RefSeq and is a predicted model, not a curated record. Bases 1 to 261 code for a protein of 86 amino acids.
AUGAAGGCUAGUCGGCGCAGCCAGGAGUUGCUAUACAACAAAAGUUGUACCGUUGGAGGGGAACACUCCGACAUGGCUGGUGGUGCCGUCUCGAGAGUCAGAUUAGGUAGCCCAUGGAAUAGAUUCAUCUUCCAUGACGUCAGGCAAUUGAAACAUAACCAAGCCUUGGACGUUACACCCGGACAAUAUAAAUGGAGGUUAGAUGUUGCCAAGAGAAGUGAGGUUGGGAGUUCAUUUAAAGUUUCCGCUGUUACACCUUAG